AGAACUCCAUCGAAAACCUAAUAAAAACCCCAGCUAGAUUCCCUAAACAGCUUUCUACCUACCUGCAGUUUCUACAACUGCAGAAAUAGAAGUUGAUCGAUCUCGAGUGAUCCAAUGCCUUCAAACGUUGUUUUUCUUCUCCUCGUCAUCCUCUCAUGCAUGAUUUCCAUGCAUGUUUGCAAUGCCCGUCAUCUUGGCAGUUUAGGUCUUCAUUUCAAAGAUCAAAAGCUGCUAAGACGUCAUUUGGAGUUACAGACUGAAGUUAACAUCGAAGGGGAGGGUCGUGAAAGUUCGUUCAGAUUGAAGGUUACAAAACCAAAGGACUCAUCGACAGGAAAUGUGGACAUUGUGUCUCCCAGCUCUCAGAUAAAUUCUCAAGCCAUUGAAUGGAAGGCAAGUAGGAGGCAAGUGAGGGAAGUGACUGAACGGGGAUCGAGGGAUGGUUCUGCGGAUGAUAAUGCUGUGGAUGCUGUGGAUGGUGACGUGGUCGAAGAUAUAGCUGUAAUGGAUUACGCGCAGCCCCACCGUAAACCCCCCAUUCACAACGAGAAACCAUAAGACACAAUUAUAUACAUAUAUACAUAUAUAUGUAUAUAUUGGCAUGAAUAAUAAUCCAUGCAACGCAUAUAUAUGUGCACAUACAUAUAUGUUUUUUACUGUUCCAAUUUAUCGUUCAGCCAUCCCUUUUCCUUUUGGUACUUUUUUAACUUAUUUCGGAUUUGUACUUUUCUUGGAGUUGUGACAUAAAGUUUUCCCAUGUAAUAAUGUUGGAUAAUAAAUU
Punica granatum (pomegranate) is the source of this 781-nucleotide messenger RNA. NCBI's taxonomy places the organism in Eukaryota, Viridiplantae, Streptophyta, Magnoliopsida, Myrtales, Lythraceae. The record is from RefSeq and is a predicted model, not a curated record.